Acanthosepion pharaonis is the source of this 1023-nucleotide messenger RNA. The record is from the annotation of a GenBank genome assembly. NCBI's taxonomy places the organism in Eukaryota, Metazoa, Mollusca, Cephalopoda, Sepiida, Sepiidae.
AUGACAUGUUGGUUCAUAUCUAUCUAUCUAUCUAUCUAUCUAUCUAUCUAUCUAUCACUGUACAUAUCUAUCACUGUACAUAUCUAUCUAUCCAUAUCUAUAUUUUCUCUCUAUCAAAGCUUGUUCCUAUCUAUCUAUCUAUCUAUCUAUCUAUCUAUCUAUCAGUUUGUACACAUCUGUAUAUCUAUCUCAAUUUUUCAUAUCUCUCUAUCCCAUAUCUAUCAAUCUCUCUAUCUGUGUAUCUAUCUAUGUAUCUAUCUAUGUAUCUAUCUGAAUUUAUUUAUAUAUAUGUCUCAUUUUUUCAUCUAUCUAUCUAUCUAUCUGAAUUUAUUUAUAUAUAUGUCUCAUUUUUUCAUCUAUCUAUCUAUCUAUCUAUCUAUAUCUAUCUAUCUAUCUAUCUCAAUUCACUUUAUCUAUCUGUCUGUUUAUCUAUCUAUCUAUUUUAUAACUAUCUACGUUUCUACAUAUCUAUCUACCUAUCUAUCUAAAUCAGUUUUUACAUAUCUAUCUCUCUAUCUAUAUCAAUUUGUUCAUAUAUAUCUGUUUCAUUUUUCAUAUCUAUCUAUCUAUCUCAGUUGCUUCAUCUCUCUCUCUCUCUCUAUAGUUAAUCUAUCUAUGACAGUUUUUAAAUAUCUAUCUAUCCAUCUAUCUAUAUAUGUUUGUUCAUAUCUAUCUAUGCCUUUAUCUAAUUCUGUUUCUAUGUAUUUCUCUCUCUCUCUCUCUCUCACUGUACAUAUCUAUCUAUCCAUAUCCUUUCUCUCUAAGCUUGUUCCUAUCUAUCUAUCUAUCUAUUUUAUAACUAUCUACGUUUCUACAUAUCUAUCUAUCUUUCUCAGAUAUCUUUUUAUUUUAUUUUUUCGUGCCUAUCUAUCUAUCUAUCUAUCUAUCUAUCUAUCUAUCUAUCUAUCUGAUCAAUUUAUCAAUUUGCUCGCCUCACAUGUGUUGCCCAAUGACGCUAAGCAACCCGCUAAUGGUGACAUUUUUUUCAUUACAGUAUACAUGAAUUCGGAAAUGGGUGAAUAA